Molecule: messenger RNA, 2448 nt
Organism: Penicillium alfredii
Lineage: Eukaryota; Fungi; Ascomycota; Eurotiomycetes; Eurotiales; Aspergillaceae
Product: putative C6 finger domain protein
Exons: 5
Coding region: 1-2448 (815 amino acids)
Cellular component (GO): nucleus
Molecular function (GO): zinc ion binding; DNA-binding transcription factor activity, RNA polymerase II-specific
Source: RefSeq, a predicted model, not a curated record
AUGAUGAACUCUCGCGAACAAUCUGACAUGCCUCCGGCCCCCUCUUACCCAUCCCCCAACGGUGCGCAGAUGGCUCAGGGUGCCAUGCCGUACUAUGGCAACCGUCAGAUGACCACCGACGAACUCCUAUCCGCCGAACUCUCACGCGAAGCCUCCGGCCCGAGCCUUGCCGAUGGAUCGAGUAAUGGUGUCCAUCACGGCCAGUCCAUGGUCCUGGGAUCCUCCAAUGCCGAUGAUAUGGGUCGAGGCACGCCCGAGGAUCAACACCAACACCAGCACAUGCUCCAGUUCCCCCCGAGUCAACAAGUCGGUGUCGACCCAAACCAUGACCUGAGCUACGGUGAACAAAGUGCGCGCAAGCGAUCCAAAAUCUCGCGGGCGUGUGACGAAUGUCGCCGAAAGAAGGUACGAUGCGAUGCGAGUUCGGAAUCGGGCCUCGAGUCCUGCACCAACUGUCGCCGCCUGGGUGUGGUGUGUCAGUUCAGUCGUGUCCCGAUGAAACGCGGUCCCAGCAAAGGGUAUAUCAAAGAGCUUGCCGAGCGACUUCACACCCUCGAAAGCCAGAUGCACCCCCCCAUGGUGCAAGCCGAUGUGCCGUACCAGGGCAUGAACGAGGUGUCGCUCCCCCGAGGGUACCAGGACUUCACUUCGCCCGUCGACUCGGGUCCAGUCAAUUCCGCCAAUCGCAAGAGAACCUACUCCGUCUUCGAGGGUCUGCCUAGCUCGUCGUUCGCGCAGCCCUCAUUCAACGCUCGCACCUCACAGAAUGCCUUUGAUGCGUCGGAAUCGUCGGCAGACCCGUACAACCCCACAGUCACGAGCGGCAGUGCUCCCAAACCCGGAAAUCUAUUCUGGAAUCCAACGGGCAAUGAACAAGACUUGCCAAGUGGUCUUGAAAUGACGGAUCUGCCCAAGCAUGAAGGCGAUGAUGAUAUGACCCCCGUCGCUCUGGACGAGGGGGCCCUUGAUGCGUACUAUCACAAGAUCCAUACUCUCCUGCCGAUUCUCCCCCACACGAAGGAACGGACGCUGGAGCUCCUCCACCAGUGCAAUCGCGAGGUGCAAGAGAUCUUCUGCUACGCAUUGUACACGAUCACUCAGACCGACUUGUCUCGCUUGGCAAGCAACUUUGAGAAAGUCACUUCGUUCGACAACGCCCAGGAUCUUCUUCUGUACCACACUCGCCAGCCGCUGACGGUCCACUCCACUGCCGUCAAUUUGGUUUGCCUGCAGACUCUUCUGUUUAUGAUUAUCGACUGUGACACACGUGGCCCGGACAACUUCAUCCUCAAGGAUGGUAUUCCGAAACAAACUUUGGUCCAGGCUGCUAACAAGCUCGGAUAUGAUUUGGCCAAGAGCCGGGGCCAGUUGAAGAGCAAGCGGUCUGCAGACCCUGACAUCGACUCGGAUGCCAAUAUCACUCGACGCAACUGGGUCUCUCUGAUUAUCCUCGCCCGGUGGUAUGCUAUUAGUGUGGCAGAUGCAACCGUUCUGGGAAGCUAUGAGAUCGGUGGUCGUGAAGAUGAAAGGGUGGUUGGGCAAAUCACGAUGGGAAUUGCUUCUUAUUCCACAUUCCUCUUGGAGCUGGUCACCUUGGCCACUGUCGAGCACAAUGUCUGCCAGACCAACACCGGUCUGGGCGGCAUGGUUGGAGUCAACUUGGUCGCGUCUCUUGAGCGUCUGGCGGAGAUGCAGGAUGUGUUCAGCAUCCACGAGCUACCCGAAAACACGACCACGCGCCCGCUUUACGAGAGCCUCCAAUCCCAACUCUACUGGACCGUUCGACUGCUCAUCAAGCGUCAUGUCUUCGUCUACAGCCCGUAUGAGAUCAUCUACUGUGCGCAGGAGGUGAUCAACGAGAUGCACAAGUCAACCAUGCAGGCCCGUCUGCCCUCGCCAUUUGACCUGCACUGUCUGGCCCUUGCCUCGAUGACCCUGCUCGAGGCCACCGUCCUCCCGGAACACGCCAACGGGUGCUGGGACUCCCUGGAGAAAGUCGAGGAGAUUCUCGACUGCCGCUCCAAACGCACUACUGAAGCCACCGAGUUCGACAACGUCUUCGGCACCCCGGGCUGGGAUGUCAAGCUCCGCAUUUUCCUGGAAUGGCGCCGCGUAAAAUCGCAAGAGAGCCAGCUCCAGGAUGCCGUGAGCUCCGGCCCGACCAAGGGCUCCGCCCAGCCUCCCGUCAUGGGCCCCAACGAGCAGCGCUCGCUGCAGCACCUCGCAGACCUCGCAGUCGGCGCCGAGGGUUCCGUUAGUCAAAACGCCCCGUCCACGCCGCCGCCCGGUCUGUCUUCCACUGAGCACGGUGACACGUCUCCCAAUCUCGCCCCACAGCUAGUGCAGUCGCAUGGCGGACCGGGCCGCGUUGUGGUCGACUUCACUUUGCUCACCAAGGAGGGCUACCUGAACGUCUUCUCUGGCUUAAUCUAUCGCCGCUCCCGCUAA